Octopus bimaculoides (California two-spot octopus) is the source of this 1110-nucleotide messenger RNA. RefSeq lists its product as uncharacterized. Gene Ontology annotation, cellular component: protein-containing complex; plasma membrane; extracellular region. The record is from RefSeq and is a predicted model, not a curated record. Gene Ontology annotation, biological process: cell communication; multicellular organism development; establishment or maintenance of epithelial cell apical/basal polarity. Gene Ontology annotation, molecular function: calcium ion binding; chitin binding. NCBI's taxonomy places the organism in Eukaryota, Metazoa, Mollusca, Cephalopoda, Octopoda, Octopodidae.
AUGGUAAGAAUCAUGAAUUUCUAUUUGAAUUUACAUUACUAUAAUAAAGUAAUGCAAACAUUUCACCAAGUUCUUUCAGCAUGUUUGUCAGCACCUUGUAUGAACGGUGGUACAUGUUCGAAUGCAGGUACCUCAUUUGUGUGCCAAUGUCUUCCUAACUUUUACGGUAAUCGUUGUCAAUUUUCAGAUAAAUGUCGGUCGGUGACUUGCCUAAAUGGUGGCCGAUGUGCUAUAACUAACUUUGCUGCGAAAUGUUAUUGCCAACCUGGAUUUACUGGUACACGAUGUGAAAUUCCCAUUAAUUCCUGUCAACCCUCACCCUGUCAAAAUGGUGGUACAUGCUAUCCAAAUGGAGUUCAAUUCACUUGUCAAUGCCCUGUUGGAUUCACAGGACGACAAUGUGAACAACCAUUUUGCUCACCAAAUAUCUGUCAAAAUGGUGGAACAUGUCAGCUUGUAAACAAUCAAAUCACUUGCACAUGUCUCAAUGGAUUUGAAGGUGAUAGAUGCCAGGUGGCGAUUCAAUGUUAUCCACCAUGUCAAAAUGGAGGAACUUGUAAUAGAAACACAAGAAUAUGCGACUGCCUUCAAGGAUUUGGUGGUCGAGAUUGUUCGACAAGAGAUCCUUGCGCUUCAAAACCAUGCUAUAAUAAUGGCCAAUGUUUUGUACAAAACAAUUUUAACUACGUUUGUGUGUGUAGCCAAGGAUGGACUGGUAAAAACUGUCAGAAUAUCAUUACAUCUUGUUCGAGUAACCCCUGUUUGAACGGUGGACAGUGCUAUCCUAACGGAAACAGCUUUAUUUGUAAUUGUCGACAAGGAUGGACUGGACAGACAUGCGGCAUUCGAACCAAUCCAUGCACCCCAAAUCCUUGCCAAAAUAACGGCCGGUGUAGCAGCUCGGUACCAAAUGGCUUCACUUGUAAUUGUGUUAAUGGAUGGUCUGGCACUAUUUGUACUGAACGUAUUCCAAACCCGUAUUGUCCGUCUCGCCCUUGUCUUAACGGAGGAACCUGCAUCCAAAAUGCCAACCAAUUACGUUGCCGAUGCCUACCUGGCUUUAAAGGAACCUAUUGUGAAGAUAUUAGUGGAGGAAAUUUUGCUUCUUAA